This is a messenger RNA of Closterium sp. Naga37s-1, 3555 nucleotides long. The record is from the annotation of a GenBank genome assembly. NCBI's taxonomy places the organism in Eukaryota, Viridiplantae, Streptophyta, Zygnematophyceae, Desmidiales, Closteriaceae.
AUGGCCAAGGCUCUGCCACGUGUCAACCUGGCGGAGGUGCAGCACGCGCUCUGCAUGGCGGUGGGGCCGAUGCGCGAGGCGCAGUACCUGCAGCUGCUCGGCGAGUAUCUUAACAUGCGCCUGUCGAAGCGCGAACUUGAUCGGCUCGUUCCCGCCACUCUCGGCUCCGAAAACGUCUUUUUGCACAACUCGUUCGUCCGCGCCGUCUUCGCUUCCGCCUGCGCCAGCGACGCCCCGCCCCCGAACGCCACCCGCGCGGACGCCGCCGCCGCCAAUGCUGCCAGCGCCUGGGCUGCGGGGAUCGCGGACCACGCGGCGGCGGCGGCAGGAGGCAGCGCGGAAGGCGAUGCGAGGAAGCAAGGCGCGGGCGGCGGAGGCGGGGCAGGCGCAGGCGCGGGGGGGAUGUCCAGUGGCGCGUUUGAGGGCGCUCUUCCGCCGUUGGCGGGCUUCGACCCGUCUUCCGCCUCACCGUUCGCGCAAGACGCGGGCAUGGAUCGGGAGAACGGAUACGAUGCGCCGUCGCAGCCUUCGCCCAAGCGCCAACGGGGCCUGGCAGCGCGGGAUCGGAAACAAGCCGCCGCUGCUGCCGCCGCAGCCGCCGCCGCCGCCGCCGCCGGUGCCGCUGGUGCCGCCGGUACUGGCGAUUCGGGUGCAGCAGGGUCUGAUGGUGGCCUAAGAAAGAGGAUUUAUGGAAGGACUUCAGACGGAAUCGUCCCAGCGAGCCCUGCUGCUGACGAUGCUGCCUUUAACGAGUACGCCGACCCUUCCUCGCCCGGCGCCGUGGCUGCCGCUGCGGGUGGCCCGGGCGCGGCGGCGACGCCGCCUCCUGCGGGACUGGCUGGCUCGCGCAUGGCUUCCGCGGAUGCGCGCAUCAACGGCGCAGCAACAGGCGCAGGCGGGGAUGCGCACGACGGCGCAGGCGGGGAAGCUUCCGCGCGCCCGUUGAAGCGGCUCAAGAUGGGGCGCGCAGGUGCUGGCGGAAGAUCCGCGCGAAUGGAAGCGGCUGGCGCGGAUAGCAGCAGGGGGGAAGGGAUGGAGGACGGGGACUGGGCUCUCCCCGCAGACGGGGAAGGGGACUGGGGGGACGGCGGCGCAUCUGGGGGGGCUGCGGGAUUGUGGCCCGCGCGUGGGGAGCCGCAUGGGGAGCAGCAGGGGGAUCGGCGCGCUGGGGCUGGCGGAAAGGGCAGGCCGCCCCUUCCGCCGCCAGGGGGACUGGCUCCGCUGCCCCCUGUGUGCUUGGCGCAAGCAUGGAUGGGGGAGCAACAGGCGGAGCUGCUAGGGCUACCGCUGGGCCGAGUGUGGGGGGACCAGGAGGUGAAACGAGAGGCGGGCGAGGGGGAAGAGGAGGAGAGAAUCCAUCGAGGAGAGGAAGACGCGGAGGAAGAGGACGGGAAAGGAACACCAGCAGCAGCAGCGGCGGCAGCAGCCUCAGCAGCAGCGGCGGCGGCGGCGGCAGGGGGUAUGGGAGGCGCGCCAGAGAUCAGCAGGGAGACGGAGGCGCGGCAGAAAGCGGCGCUGGAUGCGUUUCUGUCCGUUCCGCUGUCCGCCCCGCUGGGGAUCCCCUUCCUCGCGUCCAGUCGGGGGGGCGCGGCGGUUCCCGUGGCCCCGCGCCCCCCGCCCGGCAUGCCCCUCACGCACACGCUCCUGGGGUGCCCGCUGGACUCCGCCAACUGGCCGCUCCGCCAGUCCUCCGCGGCGGACGCCGCCGCCGCCGCCGCUGGUGGUGCUGGUGGUGCAGACGAUGUCGCGCCUCAUUUAUUAUCAUCAGGAGGAGAAGGGGAAGCAGGUGGAGGAGGAGGAGAAGGAAGAGGGGGGAGGAGAGCAGGGCGGAGGAGGCAGGGGGGGAGAGGGGGAGGAAGAGGAUCCGGGGGGUGUUUACCUACGAGUGACGCGCUGCUGGUGCGGAUGCGGCAGGUGGCGAUGAGAGAGAGCGGGCUGGCGGGCGGAGUGAGCGCGGAAGCAGCAGAGGUGGUACAGAGGGCGCUUAUCUUGCAUCUUACUAAUAUCAUCCGCUCCUGUGCUGCAGUUGGCCGCUCCGCUGCUGCUGCUGCUGGCGCCAUUGCUGCUGCUGCUGCUGAUAGCAGGGGGGGUGGUGGUAGUGGCGGUGGUGGUUGGGGGGUCGGGGGAGGGGCUGGGGACGGGAAGGGCGGCGGGGGGAGGCUGCCCCUUCCGCCUCUUGCGCUGCUCGCGCGCGCCAAUGCUGUCACGGGCGCUGCUGCGGACAGGAGAGGAGUGUUCGGGGCGGCGGUGGGGUGGGGGGAAGGAGGAGGGAGAGGAGGAGGAGAGGGGAAUCUGGAGCUUGGGUUUUCGAGUUUACAUGUGGGGGAUUUGCCUGGUUGCAACCCUACUGCCCACGGGUCUGGGUCUGGGCUUAUGUUUCCGCCGGCUCCGCUGCUCUUCUCCUCCCCGUCCCUCUGCCCGCUUGGGUUGGCCAUUUUAGGGCAAAGUGCCGCAGCUGCUGGUGUGGCGCGAGGGAGUGGGUUGGGGAUGGGGCGAGCAGGGGGGAAAGGAAUGGGCGCAAGGAGACGAAGAGGGAGGUUUUUGGGAGUGGGGGGGUGGGAAGGUGGGGUGGAGGGGGGUGAGGAGGGGGAUGAGGAGGAGGAGGAAGAGGAUGAAGUGGGAGAUGAUUUUGAUGGUGAUGGUGUGGGAAGGGAGGGGGGACAGGAGGAGGAGGAAGAGGGGGAGGAAGAGGAGGAGGAUGAGGACGAGGAGGAAGAGGAAGAUGAGGGGGAGGGGGUAGAGGGGGCGGGGGAAGAGGAGGAAGAGGAGGAAGAGGAGGACGAGGAGGAGGAGGAAGAGGAGGAGGACGAGGAAGGAGAGGGGGACGAGGGGGGAGAGGAGGGGGAUGAGGAGGAUGAGGAGGAGGAGGGGGUGGAAGGAGACGAGGAGAAGGAGCGAGGGGAAGGAGAGGAUGAGUUGAAGGAACAACAGAUGGGUAUGGGCUUAAUGGCCGGUUGGCAGCAGCAGAACCAGCAGUCGUGGCAGCAGCUGCAGUGGCAGCAAGUGCAGGGGAAAGGACGGACAGGAAUCAGUGAGGAGGAUGCACUGAUGAAUCAGCAGCAGCAGCAGAAUGGGCUCAUGUAUGGACUCAACGGGCAGGCACAGCUUCAGUUUCAGCAGCAGCAGCAGCAGCAGCAACAGCAACAGCAGCACGGCUGGAAACAGGACCAAUGGCCUCAAAAUCAACCUCAAACUCUCCCUGACCAAGAGCAGCAGCAGCAGCAACAACAACAGCAGCGGCAGUCGCAGCAGCAGCAGCAGCAGCAGCAGCAGCAGCAGCAGCAGCAGCAGCAGCAGCAUCUAGGUGGCACGAAACGGCAGGGGAGUUGCAGCAGCGGCAGCAAGGGCAGGGGCGGCGGCAGGCAUGGCAAGGUGACGGUGACAGUGGAGCUGCUGCUGCUGGCGCUGGAGGUGGCGCCUGAGGUGUUUGGCACUCUCCGGCUCUCCACCUCUCUGCCUUUCCACCUCUCCAGCUCUCUGGCUCUCCGGCUCUCCAGCUCUCCAGCUCUGCCCCUUGCCGUGGCUGCCCAGUGCGCGUUCUCACACGGUGCAUGA